AUGGCCAAAUAUGCCAACGGCAUCCCGUGUGCCAUGGAAAUUUUACCGGCCUCAAAUUGUGUCAGCCCAGUUUCAUGCUCCCCUGAAAUUCAGUAUGAAGCAAAGGGUGCCACCCUCACGUCCCCGUGUGGCACCAAGGGUGCCAACAUCCACCCAUGUGAUAUGGACAUUUUACCAUCCCCAAACUUUGGCAGCCCAACGCCCUGCGCCACUAAGGGUGCUGGCAACAAGCCAACUUCCUGCCCCCCGAUGUCUUAUCAGUGCAAGCAACCUUGCCUCCCUCCCCCCUGCCUGAAGGGCGCCACCGUCUGUGUGGGUCCCGGCACCACCGUCUGCGUCUCCCCAACGCAGGGCCAGAGCGUUGAAGUCUGCGCCUCUCCCACCGACGCCAUCUGCGUGACCCAAGGCCAAGGUCCGGGCCAGUGCGCCAAAAUUUGCCACGAUAGUUGCGGAUCCGUGGUCGUCACUCCGGUGCAGACCCAGGGCUUCGCCCCCUGCGCCACCACCAUCUCGGUGAGCCAGAACCAGGGGCAAAAUAGUGCCGUGUGCAUCCCCCAACCUCAGGGCUGCCAGUGCGCAGCCUGCUGUGGAUCUGUGGCCCCCAUCCAGACCCAAGGCGGCUGUGCCCCCAUCCAGACCCAAGGCGGCUGUGCCCCCAUCCAGACCCAAGGCGGCUGUGCCCCCAUCCAGACCCAAGGCGGCUGUGCCCCCAUCCAGACCCAAGGCGGCUGUGCCCCCAUCCAGACCCAAGGCGGCUGUGCCCCCAUCCAGACCCAAGGCGGCUGUGCCCCCAUCUGCGCUUCCCCUGUCUGCGUCUCCCCCGCCGCGGUGGUCUGCCAGGACCCCUGUGGCAAUGUCUGCGUCGCCUCCAAGGGGGCCACCAAGUGUGCCACGAAAUGCGCCGCACCCGGAACCGUGGUUUGCGUGGAUCCCUGCGAGGGCGUGAAGUGUGUGAAAAAUUGCGACGAGACGGUCUGCGUGAAGAAGUGCCAGCCGGUGAGCGUGAACCAGUGCAACGUGAAGAAAUGCUGA
This is a messenger RNA of Thamnophis elegans (Western terrestrial garter snake), 1032 nucleotides long. Its product is annotated as keratin-associated protein 5-10-like. Lineage: Eukaryota; Metazoa; Chordata; Lepidosauria; Squamata; Natricidae. The transcript has 2 exons. The record is from RefSeq and is a predicted model, not a curated record. The coding region runs from base 1 to 1032 and encodes 343 amino acids.